This is a messenger RNA of Lobosporangium transversale, 1454 nucleotides long. RefSeq lists its product as hypothetical. The coding region runs from base 52 to 1404 and encodes 450 amino acids. The transcript has 2 exons. The record is from RefSeq and is a predicted model, not a curated record. NCBI's taxonomy places the organism in Eukaryota, Fungi, Mortierellomycota, Mortierellomycetes, Mortierellales, Mortierellaceae.
UUCUUGUCUUACUUCUUCCUUUCUUUUUAAGCAUAAUACGCAAACGACGUUAUGGAUGAGGCGGAAGACAUUCCUUGCCCGUGUACACUCAGAAUUGCAGUUGUUGGUGGGCCUCAGUAUAAUCGACUCUACCAGAGGCUUGCAUUAUUUGAGAAGGAAACUGGAAAUAAAGUCGAGAUUGUUUUCCGUGGGUCCCAUCCAGAAUUGAAUGACUUUUUGGCAUCAACAUUUAAUUCGACCAUUUCACCUUCAGAAAUAUCAAAGGUACAAUUGGACUUGAUAUCGACCCAUAUCAAGUACGCACCUUCACAAGUUCAUUUCUUACAGGAACUGGGACUGGAUUUGGUGUCUGAUCAACAACGAUCAGAGUUCUUGGAUUCAGCAUUGGAGGCAAGCAAGGUGCAGAACAGACUGGUACAACUUCCACGGAUGGUGGAUAGCAGAGUCUUGUUUUACCGCGCAGACGUAUUUGAGAAGCUGGGGUUGACACCGCCCAAGACAUGGCAAGAUCUGUUGAUGGCUGCCAGUGCAAUUCGUAGAGCAGAACUCCCGGUUGCGAAUUCACCGAAUGUAAGUGCGUCCGAUAGAGGGACAGGUGAGGCAUCAUCACAGAAUGAGAUGAUGGAAGGAUAUAUAUUUCCGGGGAAGCUGUCUGGAUUGUUUGGGACAUUUUAUGAGCUUGCAAUGAUGGAGAUGCAGGGUUCAGAGGCUCUGUUUGAUCGUCAGGGCCGGCCAAUUUUUGAAGAAAAUGUGGUCAUCAAUGUGCUCCGUUUUUUGCGUGAGCUUGUGGUAUCCAAUGCAGUUCCCAAGGACAUUGAGCGAUACUAUUUUGACGAGGUAUCGGCCCUGUUUGCAGAGGGCAAGGUGGCUAUGGUGGCAGAUUGGCCGUCAUUCUAUGGUGAGAUGAAGAGGACGCUGAAAGAGAAGCAGCCCGAAGCCAAAAUCAAAGUGAUGCGCUAUCCAGUCGGGGCCAAUGGCAAGCGAGUAGCUUAUUCGGGGAUGCACUCGUUUGCCAUCCCAACUAGCUGCCGCCAUGGUCCACAAGCGACAAAGCUUCUUCAUUUUUUGGUACGGGAUGAUCAACAGUGGAUUGAAGCUUCAGAAUCUGGUAGCUUUCCAACAAAGAGGGCAGUUCUACAACGCUUAGUGGAGAAGACAGAGGAGAAAAGGAGGUUAGAGGGAUCGGAGGCAGAGCUGGAUAGUGAGCGACUGGAGUGUUUGAAGAUGACGGUGGAAAAGGAUAUGGCCAUGUUUCCUCACCUGAAGACGUAUCCAGAGCUAGAGGAAGCACUCUAUCCCGUGAUCCAGGGCGCAAUGAUGGGACGAGUAACGUGCCAAGAGGCGGCGCAACAGAUGAAAGCCAUUGCGAUUGCGCUUGGAUCUGUUUACGAACAGUGCGCGUAAUAGAGUAGAAUACCACAUGUAUAUUUAAUACAUCUGCAGUAAACAAAGUA